GUACACAUUCAUGUUAAAACUUGUUGCACUUGCACUUGCACUUGCUCCUUCUAUUCUGUCGAUCCUGAAUUCUCAAUCCAUUGGCAAGAAAAGAGAAAAGAGAGAUUGAAAUGAAGGUUGCGCCCAUCACAGUGUUCACGUUCCGAGACACGGAGGCCAUCUCACAAGCUCUUCACCCUAACCCUUCCUCCCCCCUCACCCGCAGAGAAGAAUCCUUCGAGUUCUCCUUGGAGCGCUAUGGAAUGAAGCAUCUCAAUGCGUCAGGGAACGUUUCUCACUUCGUUGAUGAUCGCGGCGCUUAUAAGGUGUCAAUUGUGGCUAUGGAGCAUUAUGAGCCACCAGUACUAGUUUGUGCUCUUAAUGAGGUCCUUGAUAAAAUUACGGCAGAUAAAUCAUCCUUGCCCCCUACACUUUUGGUGCCAUUUUUGGUGGAAUCAUCCAAGGUUAAAAGGCAAAGUAAAGCCCUAAGAUCAGAUGAAAGCAAAUCUUUAAUAUUUCGUAUACAGAUUGGUCAAAAUACAGAGAUAGCACAGGCCUUACUCAACAAAACCCAGGAGCUACCAUCUUCGUUACAGAUUCAACAUGAAACUUUUGCAUGUUUUCUUCACUUGGUUAAUGUAAUGCAGAUACCGACCUUUUUUCUAAUUGGACAAGCUAGUCAAUAUUUGGACAAUAAAUCCACCAAACAGCAUGAGAUAAUCCACAUGAUCGGUGAGAUUUUGGCUAGCUCUACUAGAUUGCAUUUUUCACAUGACAAAGUGGUAUGGAAUCCAGAAAAGACAAAAGGGGAAAGCAAGGAGCCAUGGCGUGCAUUAUAUGGUUGAAUCAUGGGUCGUUUACAUACUAACAUGAAACCAGUGUUUUCAUGAAUCUGAUUCUCAGAACCAUUGGGUUUUUUGUAUUAACUGUUUCCUUGAAAAUCUUUACAAGUUUUCCCUUCGUAUUUUCUGAAAUGUGUGUGUCAAUAGGAUGAAUGUUACCAUAGCAUGUAGCUGCUUGCUCUCUGUGUACAUGUGGGUUUAUUUUCAUUCAGCUGUCCAAAAGGACAAGGUUAGCUGAAUAGGUUUAACUGUCUAUGCUGUGGAUCACAUUAGAUACUCACUGUGUUACUUUGAUACCGUUACAGCUUUUAAAGGGAGUUAAAGUUGAGAAACGAGUUUUUAAAUUUUGUUUCUGUAGCAGAAACACUUUUAUGAAGAUGAGAAUUUCUGGUGUCUGUA
Molecule: messenger RNA, 1220 nt
Organism: Cajanus cajan (pigeon pea)
Lineage: Eukaryota; Viridiplantae; Streptophyta; Magnoliopsida; Fabales; Fabaceae
Product: period circadian protein
Source: RefSeq, a predicted model, not a curated record